Molecule: messenger RNA, 420 nt
Organism: Funneliformis caledonium
Lineage: Eukaryota; Fungi; Glomeromycota; Glomeromycetes; Glomerales; Glomeraceae
Source: the annotation of a GenBank genome assembly
UCUAGUGCUAGUGGUGUUAAUGUUAAAGAUGAAUGCUUGGAAGCUUUCCAAGAUCUCAAGCUAAAGAAAAAAUACAAAUACCUUCUGUAUAAGCUUGACGAUGAAAAUAAAUCGAUCAUUCUUGAAGAAGCUGCUGAAGAAAGUACCUAUGAUAAUUUCAUUACAGUUCUUACUUCGAAAGGACCCCGUUAUGCUGUUUAUGAUUUCGAUUACGAAAAGCCCGGUGAAGGUCAACGUAAUAAGAUUGCAUUUUACUCUUGGACACCCGAUGAUUCCAAAAUCAAGGAGAAAAUGCUUUACGCUUCAAGCAAAGAAGCCAUUCGCAGGAGACUUGUCGGAGUUGCCAUCGAAAUACAAGGCACUGAUUUAUCGGAAGUUUCUUUCGAGGCUGUCCUUGAAAAGGCCAGUCUAAAAUUAUAA